UCCUCUCCUAACAAUAUAUCAAGAGAUUGUAAAAAAAAAAAAAUUGAUCAGGUUCGAGUGUGUUUGUUGCCUGCUACGAGAACCGAAGAUCUCCAAUAAUGUCAACCAAUCUGAAGUAUUGUCAUGCGCUAUUGAUGGCUGUGUUAUGGAUUAUGCACUUUGAGAUCACGAUUCGAGCUUCUUUAAAUGACAUUACGUCAUUAAAAGUUUUGCGAGAUUCUCUUAUUCCGAGUAAAUAUGCCAUUCCAGAAUGGUUCAACACAAGUAUUUAUCCUUGUGAUUGGACCGGGAUCACUUGUGAUGAUAAAAAAGUUAUUAAGAUUGAUUUAUCAUGUGCACAUCAGCCUCUCAGUCUUCCAUUUCCAAAAUCCAUUGGACAAUUUAGAUCACUGAUUUACUUAAACAUCAGGCAUUGCAAUCUUAGUGGUGCUAUAUAUCCAACCAUUUGGAGUCUAGAAAAUCUUGAAGAAAUGGACUUCACGGGAAACAAGUUAAAUGGAACGCUACCUGCAGCUAUAUUGGGUCUACGAAAGGUAAGAGUGAUUGUGCUUGAUGAAAAUGCAUUUUGGGGUAGUCUUCCAUCAACAAUUGGCGAGCUCAAAGAGCUUCAAAUACUCUCUCUUCGUUCAAACUCAUUUUCACAAGAACUUCCUAAGGAGAUCGGGAACCUUGAGAAGUUACAGACCUUGGAUAUUAGUUUCAAUUUUUUCUCCAGUAACCUUCCUUCCAAUAUGGCAAAUCUAAGAGAAAUCCUGCAUUUUAAAGCUCAUCAUAACAAUCUUUCUGGGUUGAUAUUCUCGGAGAUUGGAAACUUGAAUAAGCUUAGGACUCUUAAUCUUGCAAGGAACAUGUUGACUGGACCAUUGCCUGCAACACUUGGAAAUCUUACAACCCUUGAAAUUAUUAAUCUUAAAGGGUGCAAGUUCAUAGGAAAGAUCCCUGAAGAAAUUUUUCAGCUAAGAAGCUUGAUUAAAUUGAACUUCGCACACAAUGAGUUUGAAAGUGAGCUUCCUUCGAGUAUUGGCGGGCUAAAAACUCUUAUUUAUCUUAUCAUGCCGAAUGCAGGGUUGACAGGAAGGAUUCCUAUAGAAUUAGGAAAUUGUACAAAGUUGAAGAUCAUCAAUCUUUCCUUCAAUUCAUUGUUUGGUCCACUACCUACUAGCCUUGGAGGUAUAGAAUUUCUGCGCUCAUUCGAACUUGAUGGGAAUCAUAUAUCAGGAUUAUUCCCGAAUUGGAUUUCUAAUUGGACGCGGUUAGAAUCGUUACAAUUGUCAAAUAAUCUCUUAACAGGGACAUUCCCUCCAAUUAACCUUCCUUAUAUAUCUUUCAUUGAUAUUACCGCCAAUGGAAUCUCUGGUUACUUACAUGGAGAAAUUUGUAGUGCUAAGUCAUUGAACACCAUUUGGUUUUCAAGCAACUUUUUCAAUGGUCAAAUUGAUAGUACCUUUAGAAAUUGCUCAAGGCUCAAAAACUUGGAUUUGUCUCAAAAUGAUAUUUAUGGCGAGCUCCCUCCUUACCUAGGAGAACUUCAAUUGGUUACCUUGGAACUAUCAAAAAAUAAUCUUUCUGGAACAAUUCCAGAUCAAAUAUGGGACUCAAAAACGUUGAUGGAGUUAUCUCUUAGUUAUAAUAUGCUCGAAGGUCCCCUUUCAAUAAAGAGUGAUGCACUUUCACCAUUACGUACGUUGCAGCUAGAUAAUAAUCGUUUUGAGGGAAGAAUUCCACGUACAAUCAGAAAUUUAAAGAAUCUAAUGCAUCUUUCUCUUCAUGGAAAUAAGUUUGUAGGACAAAUUCCAUUGGAGCUUUUCAACUGUACGAAGCUGGUGUAUUUGGAUCUAAGUGAUAAUGAGUUUUCUGGCCAUGUUCCAAAGUCUAUAUCUCAACUGAAACAUAUUGUCACCUUGUUUCUCUCAUACAACCGAUUCUCAGGAUCAAUACCAGGUGAAAUAUGUGCAGGAUUUCAAAAUGUGCCAUUACCAGACUCUGAGUUCAUCCAACAUUAUGGUAUGCUUGACCUUUCCAACAAUGAAUUCUCUGGGCCUAUUCCUACAUCAAUACAACAAUGUGUCAUACUUAAAGAGUUAUUCCUACAACGGAACAAACUCUAUGGCACUAUUCCAUAUGAAAUCUCAAGCCUAGAAAGUCUAACCAACUUGGACUUAUCCUUCAAUUCCUUAACAGGCCCUUUGGUCCCUCAAUUGUUCUUCAUGAAGAAUCUCCAAGGCAUGCAUCUCUCACACAAUAAAAUUUGGGGAUUGAUUCCAGAAAAUAUAGGACAAAAAAGGAUGAGCUUAUUCAAAGUUGACAUCUCACAUAACUUGUUGACAGGUCCCUUGCCAUCUUCUAUUUUUACUAUUGAAAGCUUAACAUAUUUGGAUGUCAGCAUGAAUGGAUUUUCAGGUUCUAUCUCACUUAAUAUUGGUCAAUCUAGCUCAUUGUUGUUUCUGAAUGCAAGCAACAACAACUUUGAUGGAUCCCUUGGUGCAUCAGUCUCCAACCUAACUUCUCUUAUCACCUUAGACCUACAUAACAACUCCAUCACCGGAACAUUACCUCAUUCCCUUUCCAUCCUUAUUGCAUUGACAUAUUUGGACAUUUCUAAUAACAAGUUUCAAGGCUCAUUUCCAUGUGCUGUAUGUAUGAUUACAGGGAUUACUUUCACAAAUUUUUCUACAAACAAUUUUGUAGAUGAAGCACCUGUAAGCUGCAUAAAUUCUAGCCUGUAUUGUUUAUUACAUGAAGACACAUCCGAUCUCCAAUCUGGAAAUGGUCUUUCACCUCCAAAAUCUUUGGCUUAUCCCUCGCUUUUUGAAAUCACUCUUGGAACGCUUUUUCUUUCAUUUGUUGUGUUAAUUUCAAUCAUCACCCACAAAUUUUUGAAACAAAAAGAAGAAACCAUAAACAGAGAUACAAUGGCAACUACUAAGAUUGAGAAAAGAGACGAUUUCCAUGUAGAUGAUCAUAUUCAAAUAAGGAAGACCAAGGAGCCCCUAAGCAUCAAUAUUGCUUUAUUUGAGCAUAAAUUGUUGAGGUUCAAUCACAAAAAAGUGUUACUAGCUACAGAAAAUUUUAAGAGUAGCUAUAUAAUUGGAAGUGGUGGCUUUGGAAUAGUAUACAAAGGAGCACUAUCAAGUGGACGGAAAAUUGUUGUUAAGAGGCUUUAUGGAAAUUGUGAGAUGAUCGGGGACCGCGAAUUCUUUGCUGAAAUGGAAACACUUGGAAAGGUUCACCAUGAGAACCUAGUACCCUUGGUAGGUUAUUGUGUGUUUGAAGAUGAGAGGUUCUUGAUUUAUGAUUACAUGGAGAAUGGGAGCUUGGAAGCUUGGCUUAGGAGCGGAGCUCAUUCAACGGGAGGAAUCUUUUGGACAACACGAUUCAAUAUAUGUCUUGAUUCUGCUCGUGGGCUAGCUUUCCUCCACCAUGGUGUUGUGCCACACAUUAUCCAUAGAGACAUCAAAUCUAGCAACAUAUUGCUCGAUAAAAAUUUCAAAGCACGACUGUCAGAUUUUGGGCUUGCGAGGACCAUAAGUGCAUGUGAGAGUCAUGUUAGCACAAUGCUAGCUGGAACAUUUGGGUAUAUACCACCCGAAUAUGGGCAAAAGAUGGUUGCAACAACAAAAGGAGACGUAUAUAGCUUCGGAGUGGUGAUGUUGGAGAUUGUGACAGGGCGUGCACCGACUGGACAAGCAGAUGGUGAGGGUGGAAAUCUUGUUGGUUGGGUUAAAUGUAUGGUGCAAGAAGGAAAAGAAUUUGAUGUGUUGGACCCAUGCUUCUCGAGAUCCUCAAUCACAUCAAGAGAUCAAAUGUUAUGUGUUCUGCACAUAGCCCGAUUGUGUACAUGUGAUGAACCCUCAAAGCGGCCAACCAUGCUUCAAGUUCUUAAAUUUCUUAAUGUUGCUAAACUUUGAUGUGAAAAAGUGUUUCACAUAUGUUUGAUGUAUUGUUUUUUCAAGUUGUUUAAAUUCUGCUUUAUGUUUAAUUUUUUUAAUGUUGC
This is a messenger RNA of Cuscuta europaea, 3994 nucleotides long. NCBI's taxonomy places the organism in Eukaryota, Viridiplantae, Streptophyta, Magnoliopsida, Solanales, Convolvulaceae. The record is from the annotation of a GenBank genome assembly.